AUGAACGCCUUCCGCACCACCACCGCUUUCCGCAGCGCGUCGCUCGCCGCGAGCGCCGGUCGCCGCGCCUUCAGCAGCACGCCGCGCUCCCCGUACGCCAAGAUGACCAUCAUCGGCCGCCUGGGCUCCGAGCCCGAGCUGGCGACGACGAACAGCGGCCUCGAGUACGUGAGAUAUAGCCUGGGCACCAGCACCGGCCGCCGCGAGGCCAACGAGACGAGCUGGUUCAACGUCGCCUGCUUCGACGAGGGCGCGCGCAGGGACUUCUUGCUGAACCUGCCGAAGGGCACUCUCCUGCACCUCGAGGCCGACGCGAAGAUGAGAAGCUACGAGACGGCCGAGGGCCAGAGGGCUUCGCGCCUGAGCCUCACUCAGAGGAACAUUGAGAUCCUGAGCAGGCCCCGGCCCCAGCAGAACGACUCCGACGUCGCCAUGGGUGCUGCUGAGUCCGGUUAG
Molecule: messenger RNA, 456 nt
Organism: Lasiodiplodia theobromae
Lineage: Eukaryota; Fungi; Ascomycota; Dothideomycetes; Botryosphaeriales; Botryosphaeriaceae
Product: SsDNA binding protein
Exons: 3
Coding region: 1-456 (151 amino acids)
Molecular function (GO): single-stranded DNA binding
Source: RefSeq, a predicted model, not a curated record